GUGGACCGCGGCGGCGCUCGCAGAGGCUGCAGCCAUUGCACAGCCGAGCAUCCCACAUUCAACAGGAGGAACCCGCGGAAGAGGAGCCCCAGUCCUCCAGCGCCGCAGCCACCGCAGCCCGCGCGCCCCGCGCCCUAGAGCGCCAUGGCCAAGGAAGGCGUGGAGAAGGCGGAGGAGACCGAGCAAAUGAUCGAGAAGGAGGCAGGCAAGGAGCCGGCGGAGGGCGGCGGCGGCGACGGCUCGCACCGCCUCGGGGACGCCCAGGAGAUGCGCGCGGUGGUGCUGGCCGGCUUCGGGGGGCUCAACAAGCUGCGGCUCUCCAGGAAGGCCAUGCCGGAGCCUCAGGACGGCGAGCUCAAGAUCCGCGUCAAAGCCUGUGGUCUCAACUUCAUUGACUUGAUGGUGCGACAAGGGAAUAUUGACAACCCUCCCAAGACUCCCCUGGUGCCAGGAUUUGAGUGUUCUGGGAUUGUUGAAGCUCUGGGGGACAGCGUGAAAGGAUAUGAGAUUGGGGACCGUGUCAUGGCAUUUGUCAAUUACAAUGCCUGGGCAGAGGUGGUCUGCACACCAGCAGAGUUUGUCUACAAGAUCCCAGACGACAUGAGCUUCUCCGAGGCUGCCGCAUUCCCCAUGAACUUUGUCACGGCCUACGUGAUGCUGUUUGAAGUUGCCAACCUCCGGGAAGGGAUGUCUGUGCUUGUGCACUCAGCUGGUGGUGGCGUGGGCCAAGCUGUGGCUCAGCUGUGUUCCACUGUCCCCAAUGUGACUGUUUUUGGAACAGCCUCUACUUUCAAGCAUGAAGCAAUCAAAGACUCUGUGACCCACCUCUUUGACAGAAAUGCAGACUAUGUGCAAGAAGUUAAAAGAAUCUCUGCUGAAGGCGUGGACAUCGUUUUGGAUUGCCUCUGCGGAGACAACACUGGAAAAGGUCUCAGUCUUCUCAAACCCUUGGGAACCUACAUUUUAUACGGCUCAUCUAACAUGGUAACUGGAGAGACCAAGAGCUUCUUCAGCUUUGCAAAAUCAUGGUGGCAGGUGGAGAAAGUGAACCCCAUCAAGCUGUACGAGGAGAACAAAGUCAUCGCUGGGUUUUCCCUUUUAAAUCUGCUCUUCAAACAAGGCCGGGCGGGCCUCAUUCGGGCAGUGGUGGAAAAGCUCAUAGGGCUCUACAACCAGAAGAAGAUAAAGCCUGUGGUGGACUCCUUGUGGGCUCUGGAGGAGGUCAAAGAGGCCAUGCAGCGGAUCCAUGACCGAGGGAACAUUGGCAAGUUAAUUCUGGAUGUAGAAAAGACUCCAACUCCACUGAUGGCCAAUGACAGCACAGAGACCAGUGAGGCAGGGGAAGAAGAAGAGGACCACGAGGGAGACAGCGAGAACAAGGAGCGGAUGCCCUUUAUCCAGUAACCCAGGAACCCAGAUGGGAGAAUGUGAAAGGCGGUUUGCAAGAAGAGGACCUGGCUGAGCAAACUCUUCUGUGCCCCAGUGAACAAAUGCUGUAGUCCAGUGCGUGUCGUGUUUGUCUGCAGUCAGCUGAGCUAAAAAGCUGUUGAUCACUGUUGUUUUUUGAGAUUAAGUGCCAAUCCCAUUCCAUGCAGUAUUAUGUCCCUCUAUCUGCGUAUUACACACUCCCCUCUCCCCUGCAUCAAAACCGUCUGUCUGUGGGUUCUUCUUGACAGUUCUAGAACAGCCUUGCAAAUUAAUACAAGCCCCGCGCUCUAUGCCUAAGAGACCAGACACGGGGAAAGACCAGUUUGGAUGGAAAGGUGUUAUCACAGAGCCCUGUCUAGCUCCUAGAACUCUUCAGGCCAAUGACACUCUUUCGCUGCCGGCCACCCUUGCCUCUGAUGAGAACACUUGCCAAUUUGGCCGGCAGAAAGAGAGUAGGUCAGGAGAUGUUUUCAUGAGCCCACAAAUUUAGAAACUCUCCUAGUAGUGCUUUUUCUCUCUCCAUUUAAGAGACAACGAGGGUCAAAAGUUUGAGCCAUUCUCUUCUACCCUGCUUCAGUGUUUGACCCUUCCACUGGUUCUUAUCCAUAAACACAGGGAGGCGGGUAUAGGUUUUUUACAGUAGACAAGUGGGUCAACAGCAUGCGUUUGAGGACCUGCCAUGUAGAUUUCUCCUCCAAAACACAUCUCAUCAGCAGGAUUGUUCCUGCUCCAUAUUUAUUUUAAGAAAACUCACCACACACAAGACGCAUUCAGAAGUCAUUCCUGAGAAUUGCUGGUGUUUGCAUGCUUGCCACCUCCAUUACCAAUUCUGCAAUUUUCAAUUGCUGGUGGAAAGUGACCACUCUGACCAUGGAUCCCCCAAGGAAGAAGAGUUCCCUUGCAGACCACAGGUAGAAAAAUCAGUGAGUAUCUCCUUCCGUGCCAAAGCAUGUGCCAACAUGUGACCAACUCUAGUGAUACAAAAGGUGUAUAUUCAGCAUCUGGUCCCAGAUGUACACUUCCUCCCCUCCCAUAGAUAAACCUCUGGUGCAGAAUCUUCAGUGCCGUGGCUCCUGGGCAACCAAGGACCAAGCCACCUGCUUACACACCUUGUUCAGGUUUUCAGCUCCUUAGGAACCCCACUCCCAUGCCAUUUGACUGUGCUUGAGAGAUGAAAAUAGCUGCCCUUGAGAAAGAAAAGGAAUCCCAAUGUCUCCCCCAGUGGAGCUCCUCAUUCCCUCCUUCCAGUCCUUUUGGCUAAAAUGGUUAACUUUAUCACUCACAGACCAAUCCGAAAAUACUAGGAGUUCAUGGGAUUGGUAUCCCAACUUUCUUUGUGUUCUGAAAAAUAUCAAAGGGCUUUCACGUUGCCCAGUUUCUCCACCAACAAGCCUUAGGGUGGACCCAACCCUUUCCCCAGUGGUAGGAAUGAAUGCAUCUUAGCAAUUACCUGUCUGUUUUCCAAAGUCCCUUUGUAGCAAAUGUCACCUCAUUCAUCAUGUUCUUUUUCCUAUCCUAAGCUUAUGAUGACUUAUGUAUGCCAAAUAUUUAUCUGAAGAGUUUCUCCUCAUGGUGAAUGUGUGUAUAAAACAUGAAGACCAGAAAGGGUGCUGUCAUCUGAGGAACCAAGUGAUGUGAGUAUCCCAAAAGAGGACACCAACAUCGUCUUUCCUUCCUACUCCAGGACUCACCAGUUCUGGGCCAGUAUCUUCAGAGAGAUAAUGGGGAAUUUGUUCCCCUAUUACCUUUGCUAAGUGCUAUAUUAUUGGUUGUUUCUCCCAUAACCAUGCUGAAAAGGGAGUCCCCUAAGGAUAACCAGCAUCCAAGUGGCAUUCCUAGUAAGUUGGGCUGAAGUGGCAUUUUCCAGAGCUGAAGAAGUAAAGAGCCAUUGGCCAUAUUAGGGCUGUCCUUCCCCCAGAAAAGUGGGAACUCAGCUACAGUCAGAAUUCACAUCUUCGUUAUGUGCAGAGGAGAGGUAUAAAAAGGCAUCCCCUCCAAAUUGAUUUGGUUUGGGUUUGUCCAACUAGCAAAGUUAAUCCAGUAAUCACAAAUUAUGCCAGGUGGUUAAAGAAAACUCAUUCCUCUCCAUACAGAAUGAGGAAACUAGAGUUUGACCACUAAGACCAAUUUCUGCCAUGAAGAUUGGGGGGACACAAGUUAAUUGUUCAAUGUGCUCUCAUUUUAAGCACCUUCUUCCCUGUCUCUUGAUUGUCAUUUCUGAAGAAGUGUAAAGAAUGUCUCAGUCUGCCUUAAAGGAACUGUGAAGGCUUCUCUGUAAUUUAAGCUUGAUUGAAGUGAACUGAAAUAUUGUCUAAUGUCUUCGUGGCUUUAGAGCUUUUGUUAUAUUGUGCCUACAAAGCAAAUUAUGUUUACACAAAAAUAUAAAGUAUUCAGCAUAGCCAAACCU
Molecule: messenger RNA, 3835 nt
Organism: Saimiri boliviensis boliviensis (Bolivian squirrel monkey)
Lineage: Eukaryota; Metazoa; Chordata; Mammalia; Primates; Cebidae
Gene: VAT1L
Product: vesicle amine transport 1 like
Molecular function (GO): zinc ion binding; oxidoreductase activity
Source: RefSeq, a predicted model, not a curated record